Molecule: messenger RNA, 3652 nt
Organism: Pelagomonas calceolata
Lineage: Eukaryota; Pelagophyceae; Pelagomonadales; Pelagomonadaceae
Source: the annotation of a GenBank genome assembly
CAGACGGCAAAAAAAGCUGCUCGGCGCGACAGGGGGACGAGCGACGUGAGUUUUGACGCAUCAGUGUGCGUACAGUGCUCACUGUCGGCGCACACAGCCGCCCGCGCCACUCGUUCGAGCGGUGGCGCCGACGACGAGCAGCCUCUCCGCAGCGCACUGUUCAGCACGUACACGCACACGCGAAGAAGAUAAACAUAAGGAAUAAUGGCCUCGGUCUCCGGCUUAUUACAAGUUAGAGUGCGGCAGGCCAAGGGUCUAGACGCGGCGCCCGCGGCCGCUCUAACGGUCCGACUCCGACUGCUCCCGUGGAAGGAGGAGCAAUCGUCGGAUACGGCCCAGUGCGACGACGACGGCACGGCGGAGUGGGCCUUGUCCGACGCCAAUCUCGUAGUCUUACCGCAUCUCGCGGCACACGACGAGGCCCAGCCACAAUUAUCAAUUGAUCUGAGGAGUCGCGAGUUACUCGUCUAUGAGCGCUGUCUCGGUUUGACCACAAUCGACGCCCAGCCCCUACUCAUCCCGGGCGAAGAGAAUGAAAUGUGGAUCUCACUCAAUGAGAAGACCUCCGUACUCCUACAAACGAAAUUCGUCCCGGGCACGACGACCCCGACAGCUAUCGCGCGGACGCCGUCCUUGGUGUUGAAUGAGGACGUGCGCCACCAGCACCUCUUCCGAUUGCAGUCCUACAACACGCCGCAGUGGUGCGCGGUAUGCGAAAAACUCAUGAUGGGACUGCGGCAUCAAGGGUUUAGGUGUGAGGCCUGCGGGCUCAGCGUGCAUGGUGGCUGCCAGCUGAAAGCGCACGCCGUGUUUGAUUGUGUGGGGAAGAAGCCGCCUCCCCUCGAGACGCCGCAACCUUCCUUUGAUGAGCCGUUGGUGCAAGGGUCUCCGCGGGCGAAAAGGUCCCCGUCGGGCGACGCUGUGUUUGUCGAUGAUGUCGAAGAAGGUGUUGGAAGAUUAGAAUUGCAUCUGGCAUCGGUCAAAUUACUGGAAACGAGUGACGAAGAAGACACUACCACUGGAGACUACUAUGUCAGAGUCGUGCUGGCGGGUUCGAGGGACAUGCCUCCGCCCAAACGAGGCCGCUUUAAUAGACGUACGCAUACGGUCUACCAAAGUAGGGAGCCGCACUUCGACGUCCGGUGGCGGUUCUGCGUCGAAAGCUUCGCGGCCGAAGUUCGCGUGGAACUCGUCGACGCGGCUCGUGACAGUGUUGUUGGGAGUCACCGCUUCGGCGUGCUCGACUUACUACAGGAGCAGGCCGAUCAGAAAGCUUUGGACUACCUGAAGCAGGCCCAAUCAAUUAUAAAAGCUAACUUACCCCCAGGCACGCAGAUACCCUACUUGACGCAAUCGGAAUCCGCGAAGAGGUACGGAUCACCUCCCUCAUCCUAUUAUUUUGACGACGCGGCCAACUCCUACCUGCGAGAUAAAGCGAACCUACCGACGGCGGUCGUGCAUUGGCCGUCGGCGCGCUUCACGGUGUUUGGGGACAAGCUGUGGUGGGCGCCGACACCGAUAUCCGUAGAGCGCCCCCCGCAACCAGAGCAGUUCUCCAUCGAGAUCUCGAAGCAACAUAUAAGGCGCGCGACCGAUUGCGUCCACGCGAUCUACGCGUUCAUGGACGCUUAUGAUGCAUUUAUGAGGUGGACAAGGCCGCUGCAGACCGGUUCCGUGUUUAUUGUAUUUGUCUCCAUUUGUUUAUUCUUAGAUGCGGAGUAUGCCGGACUCGUUCCAGUUACAUUGGUAGCUCUCGGGUUGCUCGUGCUAGGCAGGAGACGAUUUCUGAGAGGCUACCCUAGAGCUUCAUUUUUAGAUGAGGCGUUCGAGAAGGCCGACGCGGAGUUGCUGAAUGGUGCGACGCAGCGGUUCCGGCCGUGCGGACGGCUGAAGAUCGCGGUGUGUGCUGGACGCGGUUUCGAGAAAGAUGAUGAUGUGUACGCCGUGGCGACGUUUCGAAGACCGUUGUUGGAUGAACCUGUUGUAGAGAAGCCUCGACCACGCUCGGGCUCGGCCUCACCUAGGAUAGCGGAAGCGCUAUCUGUUGAUACGUCGCUCGACGCUCUGCUGGACGACGCCCAGGCCAUGCCGACGCCCGGUGCGGCGCAAGGUACGAAGGCGCGGGGCGACUCGAUCAUGCUGGACGACGCCCCGCUGCCCGUCUCGCCCUGCGUGGAAACCAACCGGUGCGUCAGGUGCAACUUUGAUUUCCACACAGGUGUCACCGACGACCACCAAGGUCGAAGAGGAAGAAAUCACGCACCACGAAACUUUAUUAGGAUACACGGGCACGUGUCGAGGGAGAGAUCCGAGGUGGCACGGGUCGCUGGGGGCGACGGUCGACCGGGAGGCCGGGUGGUCCUCGAUCAGACGAGUAUCAUCUUUGCUCGGGGAUCACGACCACGCAACACCUUGUAUCGUCGAACCCUGGGAACGGCGGGGCUGGCGCAAGAACGACACGUCCCAGACCAUCGACAGAUGUUUAGUCUACCCCCUGCCGCAGCCCAUGGACGCGGAACAAAUGCUGGCCUGGUCCGAGGCGCAGGGCGGUGUGAGGGUUGCGGUCUUCCGGACGGGACGAUUGGCCGAUUCGUGUAUAGGAGAAGUCGUCAUACCUUUGUGUGAUUUAGUGGACAGCGACGAACGGGGCCCGCAACGAGAGAGAAGAGGCUGGCACGAGCUCGAAAUUGUGGAUGAGGAAGUUCCGAAGAAGCGUAAGGAGAAGCCCGCGGUGCACGUGAGACUACAGUUAGUCUUGAGAGAUGACAGUGAGCCGAACAAUGAAGAAAAAAGAUUGUGCCGCGCCGUCGAGGCCAUGAUCGACCCCAUGACCACAGAUACGCACACGCUGACGCAGUCCGUCGGCGCCUACGCGCGGGAAGCUACCAAACCCCUCAGCACCGUCGUGACGGCGAACGAGUAUGCCGUUUAUGCCCAGAACUUACUAGGAAGGAUUUUGGACUUCGGCGAGGGGUUUAAGAACCUGCUGACGUGGACGCACCCGGAAAAGACGCUGUUUCUGUUUCUAUGCGCGUGCUUUGGGGUUGUGUUAUUUGCGAGGGUGCAGACGAGAUACCUGAUCCUCGCGGGAGGUUUGUAUGAGUUCCUCUAUCGCUUGCUACCGGGCGACGGCUCGCCGAUGACGACGCGACUCGUCAAUGCGGUGAGGAGCGUGCCCCACGAUAGGGCACUGAGGGACUGCUACGACGUGCGCGCGAAGGAGCACGCCCAGUUACUUAUAGAGAACGAGAAGCGGAUGAGGAGACGGGCGCAGCUGCAUGCCAUCUGGUCGCCGUCCUGCGAAAUUAGGUGUCGCAUCCAUCUCCAGGACAAGUGGCAGGAUCGUUAUGUGAUCUUGCACGGGCGGCGUCUAGCUGGAUGGUCCUCGGAGAAGGACGUGGAUGGCGGGCGGGCCCCGCGCGAGGUGCUGGUACUGUUAGGCCACGCGGGGCUGACAGCACCAUCACCCACGGACUGCCGGGAUUUAGAUGAGGAGGCGUCGACGCGCGUCCUCGUGGUCUUCGGCCAAGAUCAAGGGGGCAAGCCGGCGCGCUGGGCCGUGCUCUGCGCCGAGGAGUCUUUAUCUAUCUUCAAGGAUGCGGUGGGAGGCGCGUGCGCGACGAAGCUCGAGUGAUGUUAAUAAGUGUGUUUG